Messenger RNA from Amphibalanus amphitrite, 2800 nucleotides. It is a transcript of the gene UQCR-C2, whose product is annotated as cytochrome b-c1 complex subunit 2, mitochondrial-like. The record is from RefSeq and is a predicted model, not a curated record. Bases 978 to 2309 code for a protein of 443 amino acids. The transcript has 10 exons. Gene Ontology annotation, cellular component: mitochondrion. Gene Ontology annotation, molecular function: metal ion binding. Lineage: Eukaryota; Metazoa; Arthropoda; Thecostraca; Balanomorpha; Balanidae.
GUGGUUUCAAGCGUUUUAACAUGUGAUAUGAUGUUUUGGUCCCAUGCUGAUUAGGGUUGUUCUCAAGGUCACCUGAAGGUCAGGUCCGGUCAUUGACCUUUUAUGACCUCAGCUAAUUCUUUCGAGCUUUACAUGUUUCUAGGCAAGUUUUUGGAUUGGAGCCGAAUUCAAAUUUAGCAACCAGUUGAACAUUCACGAAGUAGUUUUGGUGCGUUCGUAGCAUGCUACGAAGCUGUCAGAGGCGGUUGACACCUAUUACGAAUACCCAGCAGGACCCCUACUGGUUGACGUCACGGGUUACAGCUCGUUUUUUCCGCAAAGCUCUAGCUCAAUCUGGGGCGAAACGGCAAGGGAGCAAUGGAUCCCUCCUUAUACGUUAGCGGCUGGCGAAACACCACUAUACGGGCGAGGAUGUGCAAUGUGCAUAAUGGCUGCGACUCCGAUUUGGUAAGAUUUUGGUGACUCCGCCGAUUUCGACUCUUGUCAGCGGAGUCCGCUUCGAAAGGUCGACUCGAACUGACCGUCCCUGACUGCCACUUCGACUUCGGCUCCGUUCCGUAGAUCUACAAAUUGCAAUUUUUUUUGCGAUAUGCACUUCCCUGAAAAAAAAAACAAGGAUAGUUAGGCAUUGCCUUUUGAAGCUUGCCCUUGGUCCCGUUGAGGAUGGGUAAGUGGCCGGUCUGCCGGUUGUGAUGGCUGCUCUAUCUAUGAUUUUUCUUGUCUUGUCUGCUCUUUCAUUUUUCAUAAAUGUCAGGAAAUUUUAUUUUUAUUUUUAUUUCAGCAAAGUGCUGUUUAUUUAAAAAAAUUAUUAUUUAUUUAUCAAAAAUAGAACAUUUUACAUCUCUAGGAUUUUGCUAUACCCACUUUUCGUAGCUUGUGCGCCGAUUUCGCUUUCUUCACUCUUCACGGUUCUUUUUUAGCGAGGGGGUCUGGCUUUGAAGGUCUGGGAAGUAUUUCGGUUUUCAAAAAUACGAAAAAUGGCGUCGAAACUCAUGAAGAGCAACAUUCUCAGAUCGCUGCCGGCGCGUCGGUUCGCGGCGCAGGCGGCCACCAAGUCCUCCGACUAUGGCGUGUUGCCCCGCGAGCCGCUGAAGACAACCACCCUGCCGAACGGCGUGGUGGUGGCCUCUAUCGAGAACCAGUCGCCGCUCUCCCGUGUCGCUAUCGCCGUCAGGGGUGGCAGCCGGUAUGAGACGCCCGAUAACCGCGGAGCCACUCACCUUCUGCGGAUUGUGGCCGGCCUCACCAACGCCGAGAACACGGCCUUCGGUCUGACCCGCGAGCUGCAGCAGCUCGGCGCCUCCCUGGCCUGCUCAGCCGACCGGGAGGUCCUCAUCUACUCCGCUGACGCCACCCGCAAUCACAUGGACGUGGUGAUGGAGCUGCUGGCCAACGCCGCCACCCGACAGGUGUUCAAGCCGUGGGAGAUCACCGACAUCAAGCCGCACCUCAAGCUGGACGUCGAGACCACUCCCGCUGAGGUAUCCCUGAUCGAGGACCUGCACCUGGCUGCGUUCCGCCAGUCCGACCUCGGUAACUCAGUGGUGGCGCCUCACCACCUGAUCGGUCAGCUGGGGCCCGAUCAGCUGGCCUCUCACCUCUCCCGCACACUGCUGGCCGGCCGCACGGCUGUCUGUGGAACCGGUAUCGACCACGAGACACUGGUCGAGUACGCCCAGGGCCUGCAGCUGCCGCAGGGAGAAGGCCCGGCGCCGGCGGCCCGUUACGGCGGCGGCGAGUUGCGCACGGAGAUCGGCGGCGGCGUGGCGCUGGUGGCCGUGGCCGCCGAGGGCGCCGGCCGUUCCUCCGCCACGGCCGCCCAGCAGGCCGUGCUGCAGGCCGUGCUCGGCGCCGGGGCCGUAGUCAAGUACGGCGCCGGACGCGGCGUGCUGGGCGCGGCGGCGGCGCAGGCGGGCGGCGCGGCGGCGGCUCUGAACGCUGUCUACUCGGAUACCGGACUGGUGGGGUACACGGUGGCCGCGGAGGCCGACAAGGCGGGCCAGGUGAUUGAGGCUGUCAACAAGGCCUUCAAGACGACGUCUCUGACGGCCGAGGACGUUAACAGGGGGAAGGCCCUGGCCAAGGCCGCCGUCCUGCGAGCCGACGACAACUCAGGCUCGUGCGUCGAGACGAUGGGCGUUCAGGGCGCCUCACUGGGCAAGGUAUCGGCCGUCUCUGACGCGCUGGCUGCCAUCGAUGCCGUCAAGCUGUCCGACGUACAGACGCUCCACAAACGUCUGGUGGGCGGCAAACUGUCGAUGGCGGCCCGGGGGAACCUCAGGACGGUGCCCUACCUGGACCAGCUCUAGAACAUGCCGCACACGCUGCUGCAGUUAUAGGCCGCGCGACGUGUUUCGGACGGGGCGAGCGUCAGGUCAGCCCACUCUGCCGCCUCACUCCGCUCCUCUGUCUUCUGCCGUCGUCUCUCCGCGACUCUGCCUCUCUGCCGCUGCCUCUGCUCUCGCUUGUCUAACUGCUGUAGCUAGUAUCUUUGUAGCUCAGUAAUAGCCAGAGCUGAUCAAACCUGCUGGUGGAACAGUUCCACGACUAGAUCAGAGGCUUCAGUGGUUGAAGCAGAGCUAACGGCGGCGGAAAGGUUGAUCGUGGCAGCGGCGACGGCAUAGACGGAAAUUUUAGAAUCCUUUGUUGGAGAACCGAGGCGCUUGGAGCGCGUAUUUAAUGCGCGGCGGUGCGGGUCGUUCAACUCGCUCGGUACGGGGAGUGGAUGGGAACGGGUGUCCCGAAAAUGAUGUGUAAACUGUACAGAGUGAUCAGAAUAUAUGGAAAUGUGUGAAAGAGA